Messenger RNA from Zeugodacus cucurbitae (melon fly), 3816 nucleotides. RefSeq names its product symplekin (gene Sym). NCBI's taxonomy places the organism in Eukaryota, Metazoa, Arthropoda, Insecta, Diptera, Tephritidae. Bases 140 to 3673 code for a protein of 1177 amino acids. Gene Ontology annotation, cellular component: mRNA cleavage and polyadenylation specificity factor complex. The record is from RefSeq and is a predicted model, not a curated record. The transcript has 6 exons.
ACAAAUGCAACUCUACGUUUUGCGGAAGAAUUUGUUGAAAUGUCAAAGGACCGCUAUAUUUUUUAGCAUUUUUGUGUUUUCAUAUCGCUUUAAUAUUUGCAGAAUUUGUAAAUAAUUUUUACCAACUACGGCUUAAAAUAUGGAAGGGCUUUUAGGACGCAGCCAAUUUCUAGGCGAAGCAGUGAACCUUUUCACGGAUGAGAAAACUGCAAAUGCGCGUAGCAAGGUAAUCGAAUGGCUCAAUGAGGUGCCCAAUGCUGAAUCUGGGACGAAGUGUGACUUGUUGGUUAAAGUUCAGGAAAUGAUUUUAGGAUCUAGCGUGGAGCUAUUGGAAGAGUUUUUGGAAAACAUUCUCUCAUUAGCACACGAUGGCAAUGCGGAUGUUCGCAAACAAAUAGUUUGUUUUAUUGAACAAAUUUGUAAAGUGAAAGUGGAGUUCCUACCACAAGUUAUAAGUAUUAUUUCGAUGCUCUUACGCGAUCGUUCACCACAGGUAAUUAAACGUGUUAUCCAAGCGUGUGGUAGUGUAUAUAAAAAUGGAUUGCAAUGGAUUUGCGCCAUGAAUGAAAUUUUGGACAGUGCUGAACAAGCUUGGAAUGUACUGAGUUUAGUAAAGGCUCAAAUUUUGGAUCUAAUAGAUAAUGAGAAUGAUGGUAUACGUACCAAUGCAAUUAAAUUUUUAGAAGGUGUUGUAGUUCUGCAAAGUUAUCCAGAUGAGGACAGUCAAAAGAAAGAUAACGACUUUUCACUGCAAGAUGUGCCUGCGAAUUUUAAGCUAGUAAAACGGCAAAAGUUGGAGGAAGAAGCAUUGAAUAUAUUUGAUAUACUAUUGAAAUUUCAUGCUGCCACACAUAUUUCUUCGGUAAACCUUAUAACUUGCACUGGCAGUCUUUGCACAAUUGCAAAAUUGCGUCCGAGUCUUAUGGGACCGGUUGUAGAAGCCUUCAAACAACUUAACUCAAAUCUGCCGCCAACACUAACAGAUUCACAAGCUAGCUCAGUAAGAAAAAGCUUAAAGAUGCAGCUAAUAGCAUUAUUGAAAAAUCGUGGCUCUUUCGAGUAUCAAUCAACAAUCCGACACAUGUUGAUAGAUUUGGGUGCAUCGCAAGGUGAAAUACAACGCGCCAUACCUAAAAUGGACAAACAAGAACAAACGCGACGACAAAAACGCAUAUUGGAGAGUGCGGCUAGUAAUCUCAAUAAGAAAAUGCGACUAGACUCAAUAAAUAGGCAACAGGAGCGUAGAGGUAAGUCUGGAUUGGACGAUGAGAUCGCAAAGGAUACAGAGAUGGAAGUCGACGAAGAGGAGAUGGAGAAGCAGCGUCAACGUUGUAUUCGUGUAAACGAGAAAUUUUUGGCAGAACAAUUACGUACCUCGGAUGUGGCAGUUAACCUGGUUGUGGAGUUCUUACCAAAGUUGCCAGACGAAGCACCAGAUCAUUUCAUUAACGAAUAUACACCGAUACGCGAUAUGUCUAUACAACAGCAGGUUGUGAAAAUAGCAAAAGUGCUCGGCGAACAAAUGACUGCACAGAAAAUCGGACCAGGCGCGGCAGCCUUCAGCAAGGAUAUGCCAAUGAGACCACGAAGGAUAGAAGCCAUGGAUACAAGUGAAAGUGUUAGCGAUCAACCAGUAGACGAAGAUCAAGCACGAAAAGACGAGGCGACAAAGAAAUUACGUGAGAAUAUGGAGAGAGUUAAGGGCGAACAGGAGUUGAUUGAACGCAUGAAAAUGCGUGCCAAAACUCUUAAAUUGCAAGAAGUUACUAAACCAUUUCCACGACCUAUUAAGGAGAAGUUUCUUUUAGACGCAGUAAAACGGAUUUUGCAAUCGGAACGUCAGUGUAUUGUAGGUGGCGUAUCAGCGAAGCGUCGUAAAAUACUCACAGUCAUGGCAGCAACAUUUCCCGAUAAGGUGCGCUAUUUCAUUUUUGACUUUAUUAUGCUGGAUGUGAGACAGCGUAUUGAUUUGGCAUUUUCAUGGUUGUAUGAAGAAUAUUGCCUGUUACAAGGUUUCACUCGUCACUCAUAUGUGAAAUCCGAAAAUCGUCCAGACUAUGCCUACAGCGAGCUAUUGAGUCAACUGAUUAGGGGCGUGCGCGAAAAUUGUGAAUUGAAAGAUAAAAUUUUAUUGAUGCGACGUAUAUUUCUUGAGGCGCCAUUGUUGCCUGAUGAUGCGCUCAAUCAAUUGGUGGAGAUGUGUUUCUCUGAGGAAUUUGUCAAUCCUGGUGUAGAUUUAUUGAAGGAUUUGACUGUGAUGCGGCCACCACGCAAGAAUAAACUUAUAAAAGUGCUACUAACAUUCUGCGUACACGAACGCACAGAUUUACGUGAACGAGCGCUUGAGCAUAUUGUAGCGUUGUACAAUAAACACAAAGUACUGCCCAAUCGCAUUGAGGAAUCCGCUUUGGAAUGGGCAAAUCAUUUGGAGAAAGAAGUGCCACCAGCAAGCAUUUUCGCGGAAGAAUUUGGUCGACCUGAGGUCGAAGUAGCGUGGAAAGAGGAGACCGCCAGGACAUGUAUGACCUUGUUACUGACCUUACUGCCGUAUAAACCGCAAGUUUUUCUUGAGAAACUUUGCAAAAUCUACACUACUACCGGCGCUGAUUUAAAACGCACCAUUUUGCGUACCAUCGAUCCGACUAUAAAGAAAAUGGGCGCUGAAGACGCCACGCUACUUAAGUUUAUCGAAGAUUGCCCUAAAGGCACAGAAACGCUAAUUAUCCGCAUCAUUCAUUUGCUAACCGAGCGUGUUGCCACACCUAAUGCGGAACUGGUAAAUCGUGUGCGUGAAUUAUAUGCAAAUAAAAUCAAAGACGUUCGUGUGCUCAUACCUGUCCUUAGUGGUCUGUCGCGACAAGAGAUUUUGAAUGCGCUACCUAAGUUGUUGAAACUUAAUCAAAUUGUCGUCAAGGAGGUUUUCAAUCGCUUACUUGGCAUAGGAGCGGAGUUCGCUAAUCAAACAAUGGCCGCCACACCCACUGAUAUACUAGUCGCUCUACACACUAUAGAUCCCAAUGCGUGUGAUUUGAAAGCAGUCGUUAAAGCCACUUCAAUUUGUUUGACUGAGAAAGAAGUUUUCACACAGGAUGUACUCAUUGGCGUACUGCAACAAUUGGUUGAAGUAGUUCCUAUACCUACGCUGCUUAUGCGAACUAUUAUCCAAAGUAUCACAUUGUAUCCACGCUUAACGAAUUUUGUAUUAAAUCUUCUACAACGGCUCAUAUUGAAACAAGUGUGGCGUCAAAAAGUGAUUUGGGAAGGUUUCCUUAAAUGUUGUCAAAGACUGAAACCACAAUCUUUGCCUGUACUAUUGCAUUUGCCACAUCAGCAACUUGUAAGUGCUCUGGAACAAUGCCCAGACUUGAGACAACCAUUAUUCGAAUACGCGCAGAGCAUUCAAGAGGAACCAAUGAGCGGCAUUACACCUCAAUUGCUAGAUAUUAUAUCCGGAAAGACGGUCGAUGUAUUCAUUGCGGAUGAGAGUGGCGGUUAUAUCACUGUCGAUCAAAUCAAAAAAGAAGUUGAGGACCCCGCCGAAAUCGGAGUUAUAUCCACCGUACCUAUUGCACCUGUGCCAGCGCCAAUUCCAGCAGCUAUACCAACACUUGGUGGCAUUAACACACCUAUUCAGCCCACCGCUGCACAACCAUUGCCACCGGGCGAAGAUUAGAUGACCAUGUCAUUCAUCUAAUUCCAAGUACAUACAUAGAAUAGAAAAUACUUUUUUAAAAUUGAAAAUGCUUAUAGCUUGUAAUCGUAAUAUUGUUUGCUUAUUUCAUAAUAAAAGUGUUUUGUUUCUAUUCCUCAAACGGA